AUGAAGUUUUCAUAUUGUUGGAACAGCUUUUCUGUUCAUUUUGUAGGGUUUCACGCAAAAUAUGUUCGAAAUUUAAGAACUUCAUGUAUUCCUAGAAUGAGUAUGUCAGUGGCAUCAUCAGAAAUAUCAUCAAAAUCUGAUAAACCUAAUAUAAAAGUAUUUUCUAUCUAUAGAUGGAGUCCAGAAACGCCUUCUAUAAAGCCAACAAUGCAAAAAUACGAAAUUGAUUUAAAUACUACUGGUCCUAUGGUUUUAGAUGCUAUUAUUAAAAUAAAAAAUGAGCAAGAUGCAACACUUACUUUUAGAAGAUCUUGCCGUGAAGGAAUUUGCGGCUCAUGUGCUAUGAAUAUUAACGGUAUUAAUACACUUGCAUGUUUAUCUAGAAUUCCUAUCAAUUCUAAAGAAGUUAAAAUAUAUCCUCUACCACAUACAUAUGUAGUUAAGGAUCUUGUACCUGAUCUAACUCAUUUUUAUAAACAAUAUAAAUCAAUUCAACCUUAUCUUCAACAUAAAGAAUUUCCUGAGAAAGAGAUUCUUCAAUCCCAAAAAAACAGAAAAAAACUUGAUGGUUUAUAUGAAUGUAUUUUAUGUGCGUGUUGUUCAACAAGUUGCCCUAGUUAUUGGUGGAAUAGUGAAGAAUAUCUUGGGCCAGCUGUAUUAAUGCAGGCUUAUAGAUGGCUUAUUGAUUCCCGUGAUGAUGCAACCCAAGAACGCAAAGAGAAAUUACAGAAUUCAAUGUCGUUAUAUCGCUGUCAUACAAUUAUGAAUUGUGCUAGAACAUGUCCGAAAGGUCUCAAUCCCGGUAAAGCAAUUGCAGAAAUAAAAAAAUCAAUGGCUAUGGAUUGA
Pneumocystis jirovecii RU7 is the source of this 846-nucleotide messenger RNA. RefSeq names its product succinate dehydrogenase [ubiquinone] iron-sulfur subunit, mitochondrial. Bases 1 to 846 code for a protein of 281 amino acids. The record is from RefSeq and is a predicted model, not a curated record. The transcript has 8 exons. Gene Ontology annotation, molecular function: electron transfer activity; 2 iron, 2 sulfur cluster binding. Gene Ontology annotation, biological process: respiratory electron transport chain; aerobic respiration; tricarboxylic acid cycle. Gene Ontology annotation, cellular component: mitochondrial membrane. Lineage: Eukaryota; Fungi; Ascomycota; Pneumocystomycetes; Pneumocystales; Pneumocystaceae.